Messenger RNA from Staurois parvus, 414 nucleotides. Lineage: Eukaryota; Metazoa; Chordata; Amphibia; Anura; Ranidae. The record is from the annotation of a GenBank genome assembly.
UAUUUAAUCGCCACUGGGCGCUUUACCUUUUGCGCUAUAUUUGGGCUGCACUGGUGGGUGGCACUGGUGGGCAGCACUGGUGGGUGGGCACAGGUGGGUGGCACUGGUGGGCACAGGUGGGUGGGCACAGGUGGGUGGCACUGCUGGGCACAGGUAGGUGGCACUUCUGGGCACAGGUGUGUGACACUGCAGAGUGGCACAGGUGGGUGCACUGCUGGGCACAGGUGGGUGCACUGCUGGCCACAGGUGGGCGGAACUUGUGGGUGGCAUUGCUGGGCACCGAUCAUCAGGGCACUGAUCAUCAGUGCCCUGAUGAUCGGUGCCGAUCCCCGCUCUGACAACUGCCGGUUCUCGGCAGUACUUUCCUCACGAUCUGACAGCGUGAGGAAAGUGCAGCCGAGAACCGGCACUUGC